GUCACGCAGUUCCCAUACACUGUACGCUUAGUGGAGGAGACAGUGGGUCAUGUCCACGCCGGUCCACGCAGGAAGACAACAAUUGAACUUAACUUUUUCUUCUAGUGACUUUUUUUUUUAAAUCACUUCAACUGAGUUAAGAUGGAGUCAGAAGAAGGGAAGAUCUCGGUGUGGGUCUGCAGGGAGGAGAAGCUGGUCUCGGGUCUGACUAAGCGCACCACAUGCGCGGAUGUGGUCCAGGUCCUGCUGGAAGACCAGAACUUGCAACAAGGUGCCUCAGCGGGCAUGCUAUCCGGUCCUUCUCAGUCUUACUGCGUGGUGGAGAAGUGGAGAGGCUUCGAGAGGAUUUUACCCAACAAAACUAAAAUACUUCGACUGUGGAGCGCUUGGGGGGACGAGCAGGAGAGCGUCCGCUUCGUCCUGGUCAAGAACGACGCGUCUUUACCCAAUAACGGUCCUCGUAGCGCUGAGGCCAGGGUGGUCCAGAGUCGGGAGAACUGGGGGACCGGAGGAGUGAUCCGUGGUCCCUCUGGGACCUGCUGGACCGCUGCGACCACUAACCUGUCGCAGGAACGUCAGAGGCGCAUUGUGAGGAAAGCUUUCAGGAAGUUGGAUAAAAUGAACAAAAAGAAAGAGCAGGCCCUUUCUAAAGACCAGACCUCCAUGGAGAAAAUGGAGACUCUUGUCCAUUUGGUGCUUUCUCAAGAUCACACCAUACGUCAGCAGGUCCAGAGACUGAAGGAACUGGACCAGGAGAUCGAACGUUACGAGUCUAAAAUCCACAUGGACCGCAUAAAGACACAUGGAGUUAACUACGUUCAGGACACCUACAUGGAGGACUUCAUAUUCCAGGGAAAAGUGCAGGCUCCGGACUCGAACUGCACAGCUGAGACGCUCCUGCAGUUCGAAGAGUACGCGCGCCGUUGCGAGGAGGUGCUUCAGCUCCAGGAGGAGUUGGCGGAGCGUGAGGCGCUCAUGGAGAACAUCACAGGGAAGAUACAGGAGGAGCUCAACCGCAGGUGGAUGAAACGACGGCGGGAGGAGAGAGGAGGAGAAGAUAUGAUGGAGAACUUCAAGGAGGAAAUGUGUCUCUCUGUGCUUGACGCGCAUGAGGACUGCGCUUCCGGGGAUGAGCUGACUUUGGAGGAGGAGAGGAUCAAAACCCAGCUGAACACCAGCCUCUACAUAGGCCUUAGACUCAAGACGGACUUGGAUGGCGUUAGAGGCGACUUGGACUUGAGUCUGGCUCUGUGGGAGAGCAAAGAGUGCGAACUCCUGGACCUUCUAGCCAAAGUGGAGUCCAUGGAGAUAGAGCAGAAUCUUUGUGAUGAUGAUGAUGACGAUGACGAUGAUGCUAGUAUAAAACCAGAUGAAGGUUCACGAGUGGAGAAGAGCAGUAUUUGGGUGGAGCAGGCCCGAGGACUAUCCAAGACCUGCAAUGCCAAUGAUGAGGACUCGGACACGGGUCUGAGCUCCAUGCACAGUCAGGACUCUGACAAUCCUCCUGUGUGUGAGUCUCUAGUGUAGCGUCACAUGACACAGUAUAAGAAUUCCAUAGCAAUAUUCAAUAUUCAUGUAUGUAUGUCAUAUUUGCACAAUAAGCUAAAUUUAAUGCUGAGGUGACGCCUCAUGCGGUUUUAUUUUGAAAGAUCACACCAAGUGCAGCAAAAUAAAAGCAUGACAUUUCUAUAAAUAGACAUGUCAGCUACAAGACCUACAAAAGUAUUAAAAAAGUAUGCGUACAAUUUUGGAAUCCAAACAAGAAAAGCGCUACGAUUAUAUUUUGCGUUAAAUAAUUAUCUUUGGUGAAUAUAAUAUGCCACGUUUUUACCAUAAAAUACAUGUUUAUGUUUGUAUUUCAUCCAUCAUCUUCCUCAAGAACAAGACAUUUUAUUCAUAAAAAAAAAAAUUAUACAGUGUUCCCUCGUUUAUCACGGGGAUCUGUUCCCAAAAUAGCCUGCAAUAAGUGAAAUUUUAAAAAAAUAUUAUACACGUUUUAGGGCUGUAAAAAAUCAUCUUCCUAUAGAACAAGACAUUUUAUUCAUUAAAAAAGUUAUAAAAUGUUCCCUCGUUUAUCAGGGGGAUCUGUUCCCAAAAUAGCCUGCAAUAAGUGAAAUUUUAAAAAAAUAUUAUACACGUUUUAGGGCUGUAAAAAAUCAUCUUCCUGUAGAACAAGACAUUUUAUUCAUUAAAAAAGUUAUAAAAUGUUCCCUCGUUUAUCGUGGGGAUCUGUUCCCAAAAUAGCCUGCAAUAAGUGAAAUUUUUAAAAAUUAUUAUACAUGUUUUAGGGCUGUAAAAAAUCAUCUUCCUCAAGAACAAGACAUUUUAUUCAUAAAAAAAGUUAUUAAGUGUUCCCUCGUUUAUCGUGGGGAUCUGUUCCCAAAAUAGCCUGCAAUAAGUGAAAAUUUUUUAAAUUAUUAUACACGUUUUAGGGCUGUAAAAAGUCAUCUUCCUCAAGAACAAGACAUUUUAUUCAUAAAAAAAGUUAUAAAGUGUUCCCUCGUUUAUCGUAGGGAUCUGUUCCCAAAAUAGCCUGCAAUAAGUGAAAUUUUAAAAAAUUAUUAUACAUGUUUUAGGGCUGUAAAAAAUCAUCUUCCUCAAGAACAAGACAUUUUAUUCAUAAAAAAGUUAUAAAGUGUUCCCUCGUUUAUCAGGGGGAUCUGUCCCCAAAAUAGCCUGCAAUAAGUGAAAUUAAAAAAAAUUAUUAUACACGUUUUAGUACUGUAAAAACCCAUCACUGGAUAUUAUUAACAUUAUCUCACAUUUCUUUCUUGUUUUGACACCCUCCUUUAAUGAGUUGCUACAAUGUAGCGUUUUUGUGUCCUUGUUAAAACAUAUUUUCCUCACAGGGUUAGCUUCUUCUUCCGUUGUUUAUAAUAUUGGCGGUUAGCAAGCACCUUACACUGUUAGCUAGUUUGGUAGCCAUGAAGGAGAUUGAGAUUGAAAACGGUCAAGAGCCAAUCAGGACACAGAAGACAAUGGGCAGUACAAAAAGAAUAGACAGAGAAAACACAACUUUCCUACAAUGCAAUUCUUCUUAAAGGGCCAGGCUCAAACUACAACAGCUUUCAUAUGAUGUAUAUAAUUUUUUUUUUUUUUUAAAGCACUAAAAUUGCAGUAAAAAAAACAGGCAUUCAUGAAAGAUGAACCGUAAUGAAACGAGGGAACACUAUUCUAUUUUUCCUGUACACUUUUUCAGUCAUAUUGUGAAUGAUACUACACUUUUUCUCACUUACACACAUGUCUGCAUUUUGGAAUUUGUUCAAUGAAAAAGUAGUACGAGUAAAUCAUCUCGUCCACCACAAAGCACAUUGGAAAAAAAAUGUUUUUAGGAUCUUAAAACUUAAAGUACGUUACUAAAACCAUCUAAAAAUUUCACUUUUCCACUUAAAUAACUUACUUCUUUGCGCCCACAAAACAUGCAGGUCGUUUUGGUAAGACACUAUUUGGCAACAAAUGGAAUCUGACUGGAAUCAGAUGCUCUACAGCACAACCACUUUUAUGCAUUUAGAGUGUUUUGCUUUAGAAAUAAGACUUGGACAAAAGGACAAAAUCCGUUGCUGGUUCUCGGGAGGUUAUAGAAUACUUACAUAUGCAUCAUUUAUUUAUUUACUACUGAUGUUAAGCUAAUUCUUUGUGGGGGGCACAGCGAGGGGUGACAAUCCUAAAAAUUUGGAGUUCUGUCGGUGUCUUUAUCCAAUGCCUGAACAACGCUGGUGCUUGCAAACCAUAAAGUAGUUUCUACUCAUAAUUGGUUAUCUUUACUACUUCUUUUGCAGUAUAACGACUUAAAACCUGCUCCUAACUGUUUUAUUAUUUGUUAUAUUGAAGCUGCACAACUAGCA
Messenger RNA from Doryrhamphus excisus (bluestripe pipefish), 3845 nucleotides. Its product is annotated as ras association domain-containing protein 10-like. Gene Ontology annotation, biological process: signal transduction. NCBI's taxonomy places the organism in Eukaryota, Metazoa, Chordata, Actinopteri, Syngnathiformes, Syngnathidae. The record is from RefSeq and is a predicted model, not a curated record.